AUGCCGCAAGUUGCGACAACAGCGCAUACGCGCCCGUGGCCGACGUCGACUCCUCCGGCGCUCCUGAUCGCCGUUGUUGACCUGCAUCCCCUCGCUUGGUCGCUCCUCUCCAACCUCCGGCCCGUUCCAAGCUCACCAGGCGGCCCUGAGAAGGAGAAGGCGCCCAUCGCGCCGCUGACUCUGGCAGAGUUCGCCACCAACCUCAUGGUGUUUCUGAAUGCGCACCUCGCGAGCCGAUGGGGUAACGAAGUAGCCGUGUACAGUGCGACGGCGGGAAAGGCGGUAUUGUUGUAUCCCCAACCUGACGAGGAGCCGUCCAGGCUGCGGCCCAACUUCUACCGCCCCUUCCAGUUACUGGAUACGCGGUUCCAGGAGCAGCUCAAGGCGGUAUUUUCUGCAGAGCAGCAGCGCCUGGAGGAGGCAGAUGGAAAGGGGCUGAAUGACCCACCGGCCCUCGUUUCGGCAUUAACCAAGGCUCUGUGUUACAUCAGCCGCCGGCGUCCGCCUGAGACACACCCCACCGGGAUGGCCAUCGCAGACGAGGGGAAAUCCUCGAAUCCAGAGCUACCUGAAUCGCGUAUCCUGGUGCUGAACGCAACACCAGGAGGAGCAGAGGACGCGGCUGCGCUGAAUGGCAAGACAGCCAAGGCGUCUGGCGGGAGUGGCGGACAACGCGGCUACGUUGGUCUGAUGAACUGCGUCUUUGCCGCACAGAAGGCUAAAAUCCCGAUCGACGUCCUCACCCUGCCGCCGGAGAGCACAAAGACGGCGCCUCCAAUCUUCCUUCAGCAGGCGGCGCACUUGACGGGUGGCAUUUACUGGCGAUGGAACGGACGAGGCGGCAUUCUCCAGUACCUACACUCGUUGUAUCUCCCGCCACAUUCGCUGCGAAAGCGGCCGUUUACGCAACCGCCACAGGAUGCGGUCGACUUCCGUGCCGUCUGCUUCUGUCACCAGGACGUCGUCGACAUCGGCUUCGUGUGCAGCGUGUGUCUGAGUAUCUUCUGCCAGCCAAAGCCUGUGUGCCAGAUGUGUAAGACCAAGUUCCCGCGCAGCGCGUGGGCUACGCUCAAAGAGCUCGCGGCAAACGUCGAGCCCAUCCCGCUUCCAAACACAGUGGUUGCACCGAGGCAGAGGAGGGAGCGCCCCCCGACGAAUGGCGCGUCGACGUUGAACGGGCCACCACCUGGCACCGAGGUUAUCGAGAUCCUCUAG
Molecule: messenger RNA, 1215 nt
Organism: Cutaneotrichosporon cavernicola
Lineage: Eukaryota; Fungi; Basidiomycota; Tremellomycetes; Trichosporonales; Trichosporonaceae
Gene: TFB4
Exons: 5
Coding region: 1-1215 (404 amino acids)
Biological process (GO): nucleotide-excision repair; regulation of DNA-templated transcription
Cellular component (GO): transcription factor TFIIH holo complex; transcription factor TFIIH core complex
Source: RefSeq, a predicted model, not a curated record